GGUGCGCGUGCGACGGUCGCUUUACGACUGCCAGGGUCGGAUCCGCUUCCGGAGUGAGCCACCCCGAAGGCAGCCGUUGCCGCCGCUCGCCGUUCCCCGUAACCUGGAGACGCGACAGCGCCGUUCGGCGAUGGGCGGGAGGCGAUUGUGACAGGCGGCGCUCUCCGUGCCCGCCCCCUCCUCCCUGCCCGGGCAGAGCGGGCCCCUCCAGGCCUGUCGGGAUGGAGGAGGAGAGCAUGGAGGAGGAGGGGGGCGGCGGAGGAGCGGGAGGCGGCGGCGGAGGAGGAGGAGGCGGAAGCGUCAGUAGCAGCAGCAGCAGCUACGAGGCCUUAAUGGACGACCAGAACCACAACAACUGGGAAGCAGCAGCAGCAGCAGGAGGAGGAGGGAGCUACGGGCAGACGCGGCGCCGGCCGGGCUCUCCGUCCCCCGGGGAGCCCCACAGGGCCUCCCUGUCGCCCCACGAGGAGCUGGAGAUCCACAUGAUGUCCGAGGCCGCCAACGGGCCAGGGAAGGGCUGCGAAGCCACGCCGGUCAAGGGGGGCUCCAGCAUCAACCUCAACAUCAACCCCUCGGCCUCCAAGUUCUGUGAGUGAGAGAGAGGCCGAAAAGGGCCGCCCUCCUGGCCAAGGGAGGCCGUGGCCCAAGCGGCCGUGUUCUGCGCCACCUCCAUCCCGCCCCCACCCCGGUCGAUCUGUUGGGGAGCUGGGCUGAGCAGAGGAGGUCAGCUUGGUUCGUGCUCCCCCUUGCACGGAGCAUCCCGGCCCAUUGGCCCGUUUUUCAGGUCGUCAGAAAAGCCCUGCUGCAUCUGGCCAGGGGCCCAGCUAGUCCAACAUCCUGUUCUCACCGUGGCCACCCAAAGAUGUCCCAGGGUGGCCACAUGCAGGGUCCUCCGCAAAUAGCGGCUCGCAGAAACCGACAUUCAGUUUACAGCCUGUAAAUCCUGUGGCAUUGCUCUGUCGUUGCAUCUUAGUGAAAGGAUGGGGGGUUUUUUUGCGGGGAUGGGUGGGUAAUAACCACAGUUGCUCUCUGGGGUAGUAAUAAUAAUAAUAAUAAAUUUUAUUUAUACCCCACCCUCCCCAGCCAAGGCUGGGCUCAGGGUGGCUAACAACCAAUAAUGAAACAAGUUGAAUGAAUACAACUUAAAAGCAAGAUUAAAAUACAUUAAAACAUUAAAAUGCAGCCUCAUCACAGGAGGAGAAAGGAAAAAAGAAAGAGGGGGAGGGAAUCAAAUUGCCUCCAAGCCAAAGGCCAGGUGGAACAACUCUGUCUUACAGGCCCUGUGGAAAGAAAUCAGAUCCUGCAUGGCCCUGGUCUUAUGAGACAGAGCGUUCCACCAGGCCGGAGCCAGUGUUGAAAAAGCCCUGGCUCUGGUUGAGGCUAAUCUAACUUCCUUAGGGCCCGGGACCUCUAGGGUGUUGCUAUUUAUGGACCUUAAGGUCCUCCGUGGGGCAUACUGGGAGAGGUGGUCCCGUAAGUAUGAGGGUCCUAGGAUGAUGGGAUUCUGGUUGUACCUGUCUUAACAGGUAAGGGGCUGGUGCUCUCUUCAGUUGUGGGUUUAUGAUUAUUGUCCAAGUUGCUCCACAGUUAAAAAGUGCUACACAUGGAAAUGUUGAGAGAUAACUAACUAUGGGACAUCUGUCUGAUCUCUGGUGACAUGAAUUUGUGUGCUUAUACACGCUAGAGACUGCUCUCAUAUGCCUGUCACCAUAUGUUCUCCAGCUGAGGAUGGCGCCUCUUACUGCUUAAACUGUUUCCCUGACAUCAUCACAGUGUGUGCAUGAAUUGCUGCCCUCCCUAGUUUGGCUACAUAUGUGGGUAUCGUUUUGGCUGUACAGUUCUUCUGAACACCAACAGACAGAUUUAUGCAGAAUAAGAUAGCCCUUCAAAUAACCUGAUCCCCAAACCAUUUUGUUAUGUUUAGCACUGCAUAUGGCUUAUUUUACAGGGUAGUUGGAAGGAUUGUUUUAAUCAAGUGUGCAAGGCACUUCGAGCGUUUGGAAAACUGGGUUAUAUAAAAUGAUAGCUUGCUCUUGUACCAGUAGGUUUCCAGAGAAGCGUACGAUAAAACAUAAUCAACAAAAACAAUUCAACAACAUGAAAGUACAAAAAGUUACCCAAUGUGCAUUUACUUUUGCAUGCGUGCACACACAUGCUUAUGGAAGUGCAUGUUGUUUGCCCUAUUGUUUUACUAAGAAAAGAAUAAAUAUUUGAGUUGGGAGAAUUGCUAUGUAAACAUCUGUGUGUUUCAGGAGGCAAUUGAAUGCAAACAUCUGUCAGCUUCUUUGCCCGUGUCCUCUGUGUUGGAAAAACGCCCGGGAAGGCCACCACCUUCCCAAGACACCGGGGCGUCUCUCUGGUGGUCACUCUCUGGCUGUAAAUCUUUCUCGGUCCAGAGAGACUGGUGAUAAGCGACCCCUCCCUCCUGAGAGGAGCACGCUCGUCUUCUAGCAUCUCAUUGCAGAAGAAAGAGACAAUCAGUAGCUUUAAAACGACUUUAUUCAGCGGUCUAUAUACAGAGACUCCAUCAGCAUGUCUGCUCUCUCUCAGCAGCAGUACAGAACAACAUCUCACACAGAAGUGAAAGUAACUUCUCACAGUACUCAGACUCCCUUUCUCACGCUCUCAGACACUCACAUGAUAUAAACAACCAUAGUGCUACUUGCUGGGCAGCUGGUGUGAUAAAACUCCUAACAUCUGUGUGUUUCAGGAGGCAAUAGAACAAUUCAAUGACAUAAAAGUAUAAAAAGUUACCCAAUGUGCAUUUACUUUUGCAUGCGUGCACACACAUGCUUAUGGAAGUGCAUGUUUGCCCUAUUGUUUUACUAAGAAAAGUAUAAAUAUUUGAGUUGGGAAAAUUGCUCUGUAAACAUCUGUGUGUUUCAGGAGGCAAUUGAAUGCAAACAUCUAUCAGCUUCUUUGCCCGUGUCCUCUUGUGCCACACUGUUCAGAGCCAUGCCAUAGAUUCCCUUACUGUUACAUCUGAAUUUUCCCCACCACACAAACAAUGAGCAGUAAGCCAAGAACAAACUUUGGUUAUAGCUCAUGAUUUGUCUGGAGCAAAAAGGACCAUAAACGUGGAUUAAGAUGUAAUUCUAAGCCAGACCAUGGCUCUGUUCCAGGUAGCAGCAGGGCCAGAGUAGGGCAAAAUGACUGCAAAUUUUUCUUUUGAGUACCCACAUGCUUGUUCACAUUUCACCAUGGUUUGGCUUGGGGUUAGGUGUAAAUGUAUAAUGUCUUGUCUUUAAACAUGCUUUGUGUUGAAAUAAACAUAUUAAUGUCUCUAGCACACUGACGAGAACAAAUUCUUGUUCUUGUAUCACAGUGAAAAAUGUGUUUUUUGCAUCUCAAAAAAUACGUUUUUUUCAUCUCAAAAAAUACGUUUUUUGCAUUAUAGAGAUGAUUUACAUUUAAGACAGCUUUACAGAUGUUGCUAAGAAUGUUGGUGCAAUUAUUUUAUCAUUCUUCUCAUUGUGUUCCAUAAGUGCAUUAAGAUGAUUUAUUUUCUCUUAUAGUAAUGAAUGUUAUAACAAUAGAAGACUAUAAGAGCACAUACUGGCCAAAGUUGGAUAGUGCCAUAGAUCAGCUUUUAACUCAGUGUCCUGGUGACUACAUCCCCAUCUCCUAUGAACAAAUAUACAGGUAAGAAAAUUUUACAAGCUUUGUAUGGUUCUGGAAUAAAUUAUUUUGCAUUAAAGGUUUGUUGUAUAUCAAUUGUGUGCAUAGAAGCUACCUUUAAUGCACUAGUAUUGCAUUCUUGGGUAACAAUUUUCAUUUUAAUAUUAGAUUUUAAGACUUAAGGUUGAAAGACAGGGUAAAAGUAUGAUAAAAAAAAUGAACCAGGUAACACAUUUUUGAAGUUUUCAUUUAUUGGAAAGUAAGGUGAAUAAUUUCAAUUAAUCUUGGGUUAUGCAUACAAAAGGAGGAAAAAGCUUCUAGCUGCUUUUUCCAGAAUAUACAUAUGCUAUAACCUCUACCUUGUUCUUCCUUAUUCACCUUUUCUCUAAACAGAAAACCCCAACUAUUGUUACAUUUCUUUAUAAGGGAUUUGCACCACCCCCUUAAUGAUUUUGGUUGCCAUUUAUUUUUUUUUUGGGCAUCUUUUCCAGCUCUACAAUAAACUGCAUGCAGAAUUACAAGGAUUUGUAUAACAGUGUUAUGAUAUUGGCAGGUUUAUUUUAAGUCCUUUUCCUAAUGAUCCUUAGCACAGAAUUCUCCAUUUUUUACAGCUGCUUGCUUCACACUAGGUCAGCAUUUUCAUUGAGCUAUCCACAUUGACCCCAAAAUUUCUUUCCUGGCCACUCACCACUAAUUCCUGAAAUGCUAUAUACAUUCUAGCUGAGCUAGAUAACUCCCAAGCAUUUUGAAGAGUUUUUACUUUCUUGACUUUCCCUUUCAACUUCCCUUUUUACACUUCUGUUGAAUUUUGAGAAGGUUCCUCUUUUGAAGUAUAUGUGUGACUGCUUUCAGUUUCCUUGACAAUUCCCCACUUCCAUAUAUGUUGAACUUGAUAGCCGUGUCAUACAGUAUGCAUUUGGUUCAACAGCACUUUACAUCCCCUCUUUACCACUUAAAUUUAAGUCUUGAGUCUCUUCCCAUCUGAUCAGUUCCAUUAGGGCAAACGUUUUAGGGCACCCUGAAAUCUUACAUCCCUGACUGCAAUCACCCAGUUAAUGUGUGGGUAAUUUGUCUCCUAUUACUACCGCACUUCCUCCUUAGAAUGCUUCCUUGAUUUGGAUUCACAAUCUCAAGUUCACCAUUUUAGUUAGGGUAGUGGGAGAUGACAGUAUGUCCCUAACAAUUAAGUUACUAGUGUCAGCCACAGUGGUUCUAUAAAGGAGCCUGUCCCUUUAGGGAAUUCUAGCUUUUUUGACUGUGUCCUCUUUGACUUACAGUCAUCCCUAGUAUGCACUUCCUGUACUUUCUGUAGGGUUUGAAUCUAGUGAUGACUGUGCUGCUGGUUCUCUUUGUUCCACCAGGUUUCCAUUAUGCCCGGUAUAUCUAUGCUGUUCUUUAAAACCAAACACUUCAGCUCUCCCAUCUUGUCUUGGAAUCUUCUAGUAUUGGCAUAUAAACACUUAUAAAUGGUGUCUCUCUCCAAAUGUCUCUGGCACAAUGUUUUCCACUAUGGUGCUUUCAGCUCUUAGAAUAGCUAUCAUGUACCCCUACACCUCUGUUACCUAGUUCUUCCCUCUCCCAUUGGGACAGAUCUAUAGAUACGUUCAACCCAUCACUUAGGGAUGAUUUGUCCCAGGGGUUCUUUGUUUGUAUUGCUGGGUGGUUUUUAAUGUUCCAAGGACUGCAUUAAGGUUAUUUAGAAUUAUGUUUCGGUGAAACUCUUGCCGGUUUAUUUCCUUGGCUCAGAAUCUCUGAGUGUGUUGAUGUCUAAGGUAUAGUUCCUGGAUCAUCUAUGAUUGUGAAAAUUUAUGGAAUAUUCAAGGGCCAGCCAAAUACAGUAUGGAUUACACUAAUUCCUCAAGAGAUAUGAAGUGGCCUUUUUUAGUUAAAAGGAGCUCAGUGAUUUUGGGCAGGGAUUGGGUUGUUGGUACCUUCAACUCUGAUUCAAAUAGCAAAUACAGGUUUAAUGGCAACACUAGCUUGGCACUGGGGGUGUUGAGAACCCUCAAUAAAAUGGGCUGAGAAUCAUGGGUUACUUGAGGACCCCAUGGAAAUGAACAGAAGCUGUAAUGCUGGCAGAAUACCACUGGCGCUUAAACUUCAAUUCUUUGUUAUCCUCUACUUUCCUCAUCUGCAGUCACUUGCUAUGUGUACACACAGUGCUUUGCAGUGCUUAUCUCAGGGAGCUUUGCAAUGACUCCAUGAAAUAGGUGAGGCCGAGAGAUGUUUGGGUCUUGUCCAUGACCAACCAAUUUUCUUUAUUGCUCACCUAAAUAUUUGUCUAAAAGCAGCCCAGUGUCUAAAAGCAGCAUUCUGUUUGCUGUAAGCUGACACCAUCUGACUUGUGCUUUAUCUGCCCCACUGUAAAAUUAUCUUUCUGAGAAGGACAGCGGAGGUGACCACUCACUUUUUGAAAAUAUGAACCAGGGUACUGUCAUGUACCAAAUGUCAAAGAAAUUGAAUGCAUGUGCUUCCAUUUCCUUUGUUGUCCUGGGAAUUCUAACAUGGGGCUGAAGAGAGGGAGAUAUACAGAGUUAUACACAAUUAAUAUAAAGUUAGUUGUGGUGUACAGUAGUCCCAUUUAUUUUGGUGAAGCUGUUUCAUUCUGUUGCUUUAUCCUGUUAAGAUAGGCUCACUAAUUAAAAUGUUGCCAUCCAUUCCAAUGCAAGUUGCUGUUUUUGUUUUUUUCCUGUUAAAGACAGGCACACUCAUGUAGACUUAAUUCCUAAAUGCUUUGGUUUCAUUCACAAGAAACUUGUUAGCAUUUUUUUAUCUGAAAGUAAAAAAAAUGCAUUUUUUUCUUAGUGAUUCAGAAACGUCAUAUUGCAUACAGUGGCCAAAACAGCACCAUUGACCAUAUUACACAUAUGGGAAACAAAAGAGCUUUGACCAUAUCAUUGCAGAAGUGUUUUGCACAAUAAAAUGAACAAGGGUUCCAAGACGUAUGGUUUUUUUUAUUAAUUAAUAAAACUUAAUUUUAAAAUAUUUUAUUACCACCAAAUAAACACCCUUCUGAUUUUUAAAACAUAACAAGUUCAUGGUUAGCCCAUUCUACAAAAAACAUAUGGUACAUGUGUUAGUUGUGGUUUAUGUGCUGUGGCUUAUUGAACCUACCAAGGUACAAAAUGACUAAAAUUCACUUUGAAUGGUCGGUGAACCUUUUCUUUGGCAUGUAGUACCAUUUUUAUACCUUCUUUUGAAAGAGACAAAAAUUAGCUUUAUUUUGAUACCAAAAUAAGCCCAAUUGGUUGAAAAAUAAGCAAAACAGCAGGUUUUUUCUAAACUGACGCAGAAAUUGCAUUAGUUUAUAUCGUAUGAAAAUCAAAAUUUUUAAAAAAUUCUCCUGUGCCUAAUUUUGGACCAAUUUUUUUUACAAAAAUUAAUUUGAGAUUAUCUCAUAGGUAUCUACACAUAAUUUUUUUUAAAAGAAAAUCUGAGUCAUGAGAGCACAUUCGAUUAUUAAAAUCAGGUGAUUUGGUGUGGAAGGACUAGUAGAAAAAUGGUUAUGGCCUUGUAUCUGAGAAUUGUGGUAGUUGUGUUUCUGAAAUUAAAACAGUGGUACCUUGAUUUUCGAACAUCUCCGUUGAUGAAUGUUUUGGAACUUGGAACACCGAAAACCCGGAAGUAAAUGCUUCCGUUUUCGAACGUGCAUCGGAAGUCUUCUGCUGAGGUACCACUGUAUUUUUUUCAAUUUUCUCUGUAAAUUUGCAGACUGCCCUUUGUGCCUUGGUUUUCGAAUGUUUCGAAAGUUGACCAGUCUUCCGGAACGGAUUAUGUUCGAAAACGGAGGUUCCACUGUACUUAAAAGUUCAAAUGAAGCAUUUUGGAGUCCCACAUGUUAUAAUUGUUAUUUAAAUAUAAUUUUGUUUUCAUUUUACUAUUUUACUUUUGAUCUGAGAACACUGCAUGCAUUGUCAGAUAUACUCCCUGUGUAUAGUUUUGCUGCUGUUGCAAUUUUGGAAAGUUCUUAAACGCAGUAGUAUUUGGCAAUAAAGGCUUUAGAUGUUAAGACUUACGUAGAUAAUAACUUUUAAUGGAUUUCUCUUUUGAGCCCGAUUAAAUUGAUGCGAUAUGUAGUAGAGAUCUGGAGACACACACAAAUUGCUUCAGAAGCAACUUCUGUACUUUGGGUAGGACCUGUUUCACCUUGUACUCAGGAUACAGCCUUGAUUUUGAUUUUCUGAGUAAUUUGAUGUCCACCUGCUGACUACAUGACAGCCACUGUCAAUGUAAGCAGGAGUUUCUCUGCUGGUGCACAUUGGGGCAGAAAAUAAAUAUUGCAUCCCCGAAAAAAGCUGGCAACAGUGAAGAAGUCCACACCCAGCAUGGAUCCUCUUGUCUCCACUGACUUGCAUAUGAAUAAUCAUGGUAGCUGUCAGAGCCCCAAUGCCUGUCUUCAGAGCAGUUCCUGCCGUCAAUGACAGUGUGAGCAGGGAUUGUGAUGAAGGUGCUAUCCUAUAUAGCUCCAAAGUGGAUACGAAGGAUCAUAGACAGCCUUGUUUUUGUUUCAGGCCACAUUGGUGAAGGUCUGAAUACUUCUAAAACAACAUUCUUUGGUUUGUUACUUGGGCUUGAUCUGAAGUGGCUUCAUGCCCCUUGAUCUGUGGUAUUUUCUAGGUCAAGAUGAAGGAACAGCUUUAUGCUGCUUAAGGUUUUGUGGCUUUGAUGGAAUUUCAGCCAUACUUUAGAUAGGUGCUCAGAACAGAACCACUUCCAAUGUUGGCAGUCUUAGGUGGAAUCUAUACCAGUAGCUUUUCGUGCAAGUUAUUCUGAGUUCAGUGGGACUUGCUUAUAUUUUCACACCAUUUGUUUUGUUGUGCAAAAUUUGUUUCAUCAAGAGGCAGAGGAAGCUUGGAAAUAGGCAGGAAAGCAGGGUGGAUAAAAUCAAUGAUUAUUUUUUUAAAAAAAUGGAUUUAAAUCAGAUUGUUUAAAAUUUAAAUUGGAUUUUUAAAAUAAAAUGCUUUUGGAGGAAAGAAAUCUUUCUAAAGAUAGUUUUCUGUUUAAGUUACAUUAUAGUCCAAAGGUUAUUCAUCAGGAAAUAAGGAUUUGUUUAAACAUGGAUACAUAUGCUAUAAUGUUAUUGUUUUAGUUAAAUAAAUUGUUUAAAUUGUUAUUAAGGAAAUGAUUAUUUUUCUCCUUCCAAUAAAGUACAGCAGAAAAGUUGUCCAAAAAUAAACAGUUCACUUACUAAACCUCACAAUAAUUUCAUAAUUACCAGUCUAUGUACUUCUAAUAGUAUAACCAAAUCAGUAAUUUUUGAUAUAACUGAGAGAACUACUCUGAAAAUUUAUUAUUCCAAAAAUGAAACCUUCAUCUGGUUGUAAAUAUUAAGAUUAAACCAGCAGGAAUAAGUCUUUCUGGGGGGGGGGGGGGAAUGGUUUAAAUCAAGUCUUUCUGACUAGUGUUUUAAAAUUGAGAUUUAAAUUGAUUUGAUUUAAAUCAAAUCCACCCUGCAGAAAAGUAGAGAAAAGCACUAGUCUGGACACCCCUUCAUUGUCUUUCACUUUAAGCAAGUCGUGGAACACUGAUCACAGAUGAUUGCUGAAAUGUGGUUACUACUAAUUGCAGAACUGUCAGUUUCCAUUCAGAAAUAGCAUCUUAAAAUCCUUGUAAUGUGCAGGUAUUUCUGUGCUACUUAUUUUGUUUGUGGUUUGUAGCUUGCAUUGCUGGGAAAGCCAACAAAUAUUAGCUUAGCUUAAUCUAAGCCUCAUUUAUUUUGAUUUUUAGAAUCUCCUUAUAUGGAACAGUUCAAGGUGAUGUCGAAAUGUCAAAAUAUACAUUAUAAACAAUAUCACAUACAAAACCAACAGUUUAAACACUGUAAAAGAACUCAGUACAACGAUGAGAUCAAUAACUCUUUAAGCAAUCAAGCAAUGAAACCUCUUCAUCCCAACAAACGUUAUAUGAUCACCUAACCUUUAAAACUCAAUCAGCCCCCAAGAAGUAGCAGUAAAAUACCUGCACUUAAGUGCCUAGGAGUAAAGUAAAGGAGUAAAGAUUACUUGCUUAAAGUGAAAGACACUGAAGGGGUGUCCAGACUAGUACUUUUCUCUACUUUCCUGCCUAUUUUCAAGCUUCCUCUGCCUCUUGAUGACACACACUUUUGCCUGGCACCAAAAUAAUAUCAAAGUCUAUGCAAAGUAAGCCUCCUUAGGGAGAGCAUCCAUGGCAUGGGGGCCACCACUGAAAAACCCUUCUUCUUUUGUAACUGUUCUCCAGACUUCUGCUGGUGGGGCACAGAGAGGAAGGCCUGUAAUGACCUUGGGGGCUGGGUAGGUUCAUAUGAGAGAACUGGGUAUAGGGGUCCUGCGCUGUGUGGGGCUUUGUAGGUUUAAACCAGCAUUCUGUGCCUAACAGGGAAAGUGUAAAUUAGUUGACAGGAAUACCUUUAUGUUCAGAAGUAAAGACUCUGAAGGAAUUAGAUGAAGCUGUGGUUAAAGUGCAUAAAGCUUGAGAAAGUGGCCCAUGUUAAUACAGACUCCAGUCAUGUGAAUAAUUAUUUGAUGGCUUUCCAUAACAAUUUGAUACAAUCAAGCUAUUCUAUUAAAAUCCCAAACAUUAUAUAUGAGGCAGCCUUAACUUUUCAAUGUUUGCAAGGCUGUCUGUAGGGAGCACAGGUUGUAGGCUGCUACAAAACUUGUUGGAUAAAUAGGGUCUUUGUUUAGGAUGCGUAUUGCUGAAGUUUCCUUUUAAUUUUAAGCAGAAUUUCUACUGGCUUGACAUUUCUUGUUUUUCCCCCCCGUGCUGCAAACUGUUGUCAAUUCAUCACUGUUCCUGUAUUUAUUUCUGCAGUUGUGUGUAUAAAUGUGUGUGCCAGCAGCAUUCGGAACAGAUGUAUAGUGACCUAAUAAAAAAGAUAACUAACCACUUAGAGAGAGUCUCAAAGGAGCUGCAGGUAAGAAGCUGCACAAUUUUGUUUUCCUGGGAUUUGGCAUUUUACUGGGAGUAGUGUGCCACUGAUCAUUUGAAAUGAUUGUUAUCACAGCUGUUACCUAUGUAGAACUCAACUAAACCUUAUGUGUAAUGUGUGAGUGUAGAGCACUAACCUUUGAAUGAUUCCUCUAGGAAAAUGAGGUUUCACUGUGUUUACUUAGGUCCUGUAUUUUAUAAAAGUGUCAUGAACCAAAAGUUGAAAUAGAUGCAAUGGAAUAUUCUCGACUCUUAGACCUCUAGACUUCUCUGGGAUAACAUAAAAGUGAGCCAAAACCAGAGCAAUUAUUAAUGUAUAUUUAAAUUUUCUAAAAACAUUUCCUUAGUGGUUCAUUAUGGCACAUCGUAACCUACCCCAGGUCAACACAAAAGUGCAUUGUUUCCUCCCAAAGGAGCAGACAUUACUAUAUUUUUGCCUGGGUAAAUUCCUUUGUGUUUUAGGAUUGACUACAAAUCCAUCGCAGAACUUCAGCUUUGAUUGAGUCUUACUUAAACUGCUGAUACACAUUUGUUUUUACCUAGCCAAUGUCACUUGUGGGUGACAUUGCCAUCUUAAGAGGAGCUCCCCUUUCUCUUAGAGUAUAAAAGUUUCUUUUUGUUCAUUCUUGCUUGCUGUCGAUGAUGGGGGCAAGCAUUUAGUUCUACCCUCAGUACUGAGCUACAAAUAUCCUAAUACCUCUAUGCUAUACAUUAAAACAUGUAGAGCUGUUUACACUUGUGGUUCAAAGUUGGGCAUAAGGUGCAAAGGAAAGGAGAAGUACAUUAAGAGAACAAGUAUAAAAGUGAGUAGUAAUAAGAAAAAUUGUUAAGUCAAUUUCUUACUCAGGGCUUGUAGAAAGAUGAGAGAAGUGGUUAGAAGUUCCUAUCCCCAUGCAUGUUUACUGGUUCUUUACUGGAAUGUAGGGCUUUAAUGGAGGAGGACUCCUGAGAGCAGCUGCUGCAACUACUGCUCCCUUUAAUCCACCACUAUCUUUUGUUUGCUUGUACUGGCUGAGUGGGGAAAGGCAUAUGCUUACAGACCCCACCAUAAUGGAAGUCUAACCUGGUUCAGGGUAGACAUGGCCCACUGUACCCCUCUGCUUCUACAGUCACCUCUUCUUGGUCUCUGCCUGCUCUUCCUCCUAGCUUUGAAUGUCCUUUGUAAAAAUGACUUUGUUUUUCAAAAAAAUCUCCAAAAAAUCAAAUCCCUUUAAAAAAUCUGUGUUGCUUUGUUUUUACUUUUGCCUUUGUUGUUGUUGUUGCUGCUGCCGCCAGUUAUCUUCUGUGAAUCUGCAUUUUCUGCUGUGACCAUCAUCUGUUAUUGCAGAUAGAUGCUUGGAUUAAUCUUUGAAUUUAACUGUUAUUCGAGUUCAUUAAACUAUUCAGUCCUUAGUGAUGCAAUGCAGUGCAAGAGUUCUGCAUCAGCAUUGAAUUUAGGCUUCCUUCCUGUUGGGAACAGGGUUUUUAGGUCUUUGUUUUCUUUUCUGUGAGCCUGAAGGCAGAGGUUGAUAUGGAUAAAUUUCAGAGGUGGAUGCUGGGAUUGAUAGGCAUAUAAAGUUUGUAUUAUGUUAAAUGCACAAGCCUUAAUACAUUUAAUCACCGUACCUACAGUAGGUCUUUAUGUAGUUUUUGUGUAGAAUUUUUGGGGUCAGGUGUAGUGCCUCUUAUAGUCAUCCUGAUGUCUGGCUUGUGGUAUCCAGCAUGCAGUUGCAGUUACCUGGCCUCUCCCAGGCUUUUGCUUUGUGACUGGCUUUACUGUUACACCUCAACCUUCUGGCUAAAUAAAUGAAUAAAAACUUUACACUUGGAUCCCACUUUUGUACCCUCGUGUUCAAGGUGAUGAAUAUGUGAUUCUCAGGCAGGUACCUAUCCAGGUACCAACCAAACCAAUACCUGCUUUAUUUCAGCAAGGUAGUGGCCUUACGUGCCUUCAGAUGAUGGAUCUUGCAGCCCUGAAGCCUGCUCACCCCCAAAAUAUGUUGAUCCACAUAUGAGAUUUUAUUGUAUCUCAAUUUGUCAAUCUUUGGAAUGAAUAUUCCCAUAAUGAGAGGAACAGAAAAGUGUGUGGCAAGCCGCUUUAAGAAAAUGCAGGCAUUUACUAGGGGAAAGGCUAGCUUUUCUCUGGCCUCUCCCAGUCUUCUCCCUGCUCCUCUGUCCUGAUAGAGAUGGGAAAGUAAACAUGAUUCACUCCCAACUUCUAAGCUUCUUUAAGAAGAUGCCAUAAUGUACAUGUAAUCUCAUGCUUUUUCAUGAAUUAUUUAGACACUCUCUCUAUAAUCUGUAAAUCUUAUUUUCAGCAUCACACAAUUUUAUUGGCAAUGAUUCCACUGGUGUGAAGUGUCAAUGUAUAAAGGUUGUUUGCUAAAAAGAAAACUUGCCGCUGGAUAGCACAUUGUGCCUCUGAAGCAUUAUUCCCUAGUAAAUUCAAAUGUUCUGAUACUUGCGUAUUGCUUUCCUAUGGAAUAAGGUUGAACAUCGUGAUUAGUUAUUAAAAGUAGUGCUUCCUUAUGCUUGUUAAAGACUUCAUUGCAAAAUGUCAACAUUGGUAGCUGAAUGUUUUGAGGCAGCCGCAGCAAGUGUCCGCUUGUAAGUAUUUACAAGUUAAAUAAUCAGCCAUUUCUAAACAAGAUGUUUUUUGGAUCUACAAUGAGAUACUCAUGGUAACCAGAAAAACCUGCGUGUAUGUAUGGUUUCCCAACUGUACUUAUUUUUACUUAAUAUCCUUCAGCAGAUAUCUGAUGCAGGUUGGCAGGAACAUGAGACAGCCCCUGUUUCAUUGUGGUGCCCAGAAAGCACAACUCCUUCUGUCAUGUGAUUUGCUUAAUAAUAUUAAUAGCAGAGAGUGGCUAACAUAUCUCUGCUAUUCUUAUUCUGAUUCUUAUUAUUAAUUAUUAACCUGCCCUUCACCUUAAGGUCCCAAAAUACAUUUUUUAUUUGUAAAACUUUUGACUUCCCUUUUUGUUUAACAUUUUUUUGUUUUUAUGGCACAAAUUGGGAUCCUGUGAGACUCCCCAUUGGAGCUGGAGUUCAGUUUCCAUCAGUGCCAGUUAGCAAAGUCAGUGGUCAGAUUGUGGGAGUUGCAGUCCAACCUGUGGAGUAGGGCCACAGGUUCUCAUUCACUGCCCUUCUUGUGCUAUUGUUACGUUUUUUAGUUGUCAUCGUGUUUUUAUUUCUCUUGACUAGAUAGAAGCUGCCUUGAUUGCUCCCUUCUAGACUGGAAAAGUGAGCUAAAGAUCUUACCACAUAGCUAACUUCAUAUUGCCAGGCCUGAGCAAACAGGAGAAUGUUUGUGUGUAAAAUGUUCACAAGUGCUGCAGCUGGAUGAACAAUGCUAGAAUUUCUGUAGCUCAUUCCUUUCCUCUGUUUGUGUUAGGAUUUUGGUGAUUCGUCUUCCUAGUUCCCAGCGCUGGUGAAGGUGCUUGAAUUCUGAAGGGGUCUGCUCAAUCAUAGGAGGAACUGAUCAGUAUCCAAGAUGAGGCCAGAGUUGUUGCUGGUGCAAUCUUGCACUGGUGAAACUGUAGCAAGGUUUGGCUUGAAAGGGAGGGUAGGGAUAAGAUAAGCAGGUUAAAGCUGAAUGUGUUUGCCUUUCAUAGGUUGGCACAAGCUUAUGCUUGGUCUGUGACAGCCGCAGAGGAAUGUUCUGUCUUUCUGCAGGAUGUAACAUAUCCUUCAGAGAGUCCUUGCCUAUCUCUCAUCUAACAUUAAAUAUUGUCAUUAUUUUAGCACUCGAUGGAUUUCUUUGUAAUAUUCAGCUCUUAUCCCAUUCCUCUAUAUAGUACAGUGAAGUACUAAUUUUGCUUUUUGUGUGACUAGUGACAAGUGAGCUUAACUUUCAGUGAGCAACCUGAAUAGAUGAUGUCUUCUGUGGACUCUUCACCAGCUAAAGGGGGGGGGGGAGGGUUUUCCAUUUUGUAAAUUGUACUGUAGGUGGCAGCAGAAUGCUUUCACUGUCUGAAUACUGUUUAAACUGCAGAAAAGACAAGAUAGAUUUUCUCUUUUGAAAACCUCGUAGCUUUCCUGUGCAUUAGAUUGUCUCAUAGAUUUACAGAACCUGAAGCUUUGUUCCAUACUGACUGUUCCCUGUAUCACUUACAACCUCCCUAUUAUCCUCCACAUGCACUACACUAAAUACAGCUUAUGCCUGAUAUAUUACCUCCCCGCUUUAUGUCGCAUAGUAACUGCUAGGUUUGGUCUAGCAUAGUAACAACUCUGUAAUUAGCCUUCCUUCAUUAUGCAUCUGUAAGCAUUCAACAAGUCUUGGAGAUAGAUGCGGAUGACAAUCAGUUGUCUAAAUAUCAUAGAGAGGUUGCAUAAGUCUACUUGGCAUAUUGUAUUGUAAUGGAUGUUAAUGGAACUUGAAGCACAGCCUGAGAAAAAUGCUUCAGGGGUUUGUAUGUACAGUACAUCCAAGACCCAGUGCAGUUCUGCCAGAACUGAUCUUAUGUACUCGGACCAUCUUGUCCUAGUGAGCAACCUGGCUUCCAAAUUCUGCACCUGCUGCAGUUCCUGAACUGUCUUCAAAGGCAGCCCCAAUGCAUUGCAGUUGUCUAGCCCAGAGGUUACCAGAGUUUAGACCAGAGCUUUCCAAACUUUCCAUGUUGGUGACCCACUUUAUAGACGUGCAUCAUUUGCGACACAGUGAUUCAGUUUUACUAGAAAACCGAAACUAACCCCUUUCCAGCCCCGGGAGGAGCGCGAGUAGUGUUUGUGUGACACCUACACACUGCUGCCGACAGACGUGUCGCGACACACAGUUUGGAAAACUCUGGUUUAGACAACAGCAGUUAGGUUGCCUCUAUCUAUGAGUCACUUGCUAAGAACUGGAAAUAAUUAAAAAUACAUGAAUUGCUAUUUUACAGAAACUUUAAACACUGAAAGUGUUGAACACACACUGCAGAGUUUAUACUUAGGCUUAUCUGUUGUUGUUUUUUACAUUAAAUUUAGGAAUAGUGGAACUACUGUGAGUGAUUUUUUUCCCUUUUUGGUCUUCCAUUGAGCUAUGUCAGAAUACUAUGGCUUUAGUUUGAGCCCUGGGUGGCUAUAUAUGAACAUUCAUAAUAAACUCAUAUUACUGAUUAGUUGGUAACUAACUUUAACUAUUUGCAUAUAUCCACGUGGCAUGUAGUUUGGUUUUACUGUAUUACCAAGAGGUAGGGAGAAUCUUGCAAUUUCUCUUUUUUUUUUUGGAUUUUUUUUAUCAGGCAAAGAAGUAUCAUGUUCUUCAGGCACAAUGUGGUGACAUUCAAUAAUGGCUAACCAAAUGGUUAUAUAUGCAUAUGAUAAGAUACUGCUUGGUAAAUGGCUGUCUACACUGCUCCCUUUUUUUAAUCAGAAAGGUAGUGCAGUGAACAAAACUAUAUAUUGGCUUUUCUGUCAAAGAGAACAUGCUAGGUUUUCGUUUUGCUGCUGCUUCAGAUAGAAGGACUGCUUUAUUCAGCAUUUUAUAAAGAAUGGAAAUGAGGGUGGUUUCUUGAAUUUACUUUGCAUAUAUGUCUGCAGCAUAAAUAAAUUUCCCCUUUGGGAUCAUUUCUCUAAGGGAAAAAGAAAAUGAAACAAACAUUUUGUCAAAAUAUAUACAUAAACAGCUGCAGGGCUCAAUCUUGGUUUCCAUAGUGAUUGCCUAGCCAUCUUCAGGCAAGUGUAACAAAAUCUGAGUUCCUCCAAACCAUGGAACUGCAGGGGCAGAGAUUAUUCUUGUCCCCUUUUCCCAGCCCCAGAGAUGAGCAGAUUUGCUUUGGCUCCACCCUUGCUGGAUGUAAGUGGAGGGCCAAAAUAAGGCACAACUCUGCCGUUCCUGCCUAACUCUAAAUUGUGGAGGGGAAGAUGGAGAUAGGUUGUCUUUGUCUUUCUGCUUUUCAGGGGCAGGGGGUCCUUGGCAAGCCCCUCUCUGUCAGGAGCUCAUCCUACUCUCGAGUAGGACCCUGGUAGAGACACAUGCCUGACUGGCAUGUUCUCUCCCUCCUGGUCGAUCGUUCGGGAGCUUCAAAAGCUUUCUUCUGCCCGAACAUCACAGCGACCGAUGCCAACAGACACCGGCACACUUAGGGAUCUGCAGAGUGUUCGCGGUUUGCGUAACAGACCUCAGCAACUCAGCAUUUUGGCUAAUCUACUUUAUUUACAUAUAAACACACACGGAGCGCUGCAACAUGGCUCCCUUUCUCUCUAGCAUCAGACAGCAAAGAGAAAGAGCAAAGGACAAUAGUCCCACUUCACGGAACACAGUAACACAAAUAUCCUGUCUCCGUCACUUCCCACUCUGUGGAAUGAAAACACACCAUCAUGUGAUAGACAACAAUCCCAUAACUGUAAUCAUGGGGCAGGAAUUUUAACACACUCUAUCCCCACACCAGCUCUGCAUGCAGUGGCUUGGAAGGAAGAGGAGCACAUACUUUUACUAGAGGUGUGCAGCACCUUUGCUAGGGCUGAAUAGCAAGUGAUUUGGGAUGUCUUUACCCCUCACUAUGGUGAAACGAAAUGUCAGCCAAGUGCCCUAAGUUGGCCAAAUGGUAUUCUCUCUCUGUACUUUUCUGCAAACUGUAUCUCUGGUUUCUUAAUGUUUCUUUAGGUUCGUGGAAUUCGAAAUGCUGCCUGUGCAACACUGGAAAUCAACGGGUGGUUAUUCUUAUUGUUGUUAGAUCAGAACAGUGGAUGGGUUGGAAGGGCGGGUUGGAAACUUCCUUGAACUUCUUCAAAAAUGCUCUGCUGCUCUGCUUGAAAAUAAUUUGUCCACAACUUCUCCAGUACUCUGCAGACAGCCUUGCACGCAGCCAUCAUCACCUCGUAAGGCUUGCUGGAAGGCAGUCCCCUCCCCCCAAGCACAAGCAGACACUCAAAAGUCAAGGCAUUCAAUAUGAAGCUUCUAGCAUGUUAAAUAAUGUACAAGCAAAAAUACCCACCAUCGCCACCUCUUAAAUUAUUUUAUGGUAAGAAGCAGCAUAAGGCAAACCUUCAUUCUCCCCUGAAAAUAUGAAAGUAAUCACAGAAUUGUAGAGUUGAAGGGACCUGAAGGGUCAUCUAGUCCAACCGCCUGCAAUGCAGGAAUCUCAGCUAAACCAUCCAGGACAGAUAGCCAUCCAACCUCUGUAUAAAAACAUCCAAGGAAGGAGAGUCCACAAGCUCCUGAGGAAGUCUGCUCUUGUGCCUUGCAAAACUCUUAAUAUUACCUGCUGAAUUGAACCUCGGUUAAGCAAAAUCUUAAAAGACACGAGUGGCGCUGUGGGUUAAACCACAGAGCCUAGGACUUGCCGAUCAGAAGGUCGGAUGUUCGAAUCCCCGCAACAGGGUGAUCUACCAUUGCUCGGUCCCAGCUCCUGCCAACCUAGCAGUUCAAAAGCACGCCAAAAUGCAAGUAGAUAAAUAGGUACCGCUCCAGCGGAAAGGUAAACGGCGUUUCCGUGCGCUGCUCUCGUUCGCCAGAAGCGGCUUAGUCAUGCUGGCCACAUGACCCGGAAGCUGUACACCGGCUCCCUCGGCCAGUAAAGCGAGAUGAGCGCCGCAACCCCAGAGUCGGUCACGACUGGACCUAAUGGUCAGGGGUCCCUUUACCUUUACCUUUAAGCAAAAUCUUAAGCAAAAAUGUUUAUUGGAGCAAGAUGUUCUUAGCAGCAGUGUUAGUAGAGGUUUGCAGGUUUUUAGAUACAGUCAUAUUUCAGGUCACGAACGCUGUGGGUUGUGCGUUUUCAGGUUAUGGACCGCACUGAACCCAGAAGUACUAGAAUGGGUUACUUCCAGGUUUCGGUGCUCGCGCAUGCGCAGAAACGCUAAAUUGUGCUUUGUGCAUGCACAGAAGUGCUGAAUCGCAUCAUGCGCGUGCGCAGACGCGGCGCUGUGGGUUGCGAACGCUGCGAGUUGCAAAUGUGCCUCCCGCACAGAUCACGUUCGCAACCCGAGGUCCCACUGUAUUUCUGUAGUCCUUCAUAUGGAAAAAUUGUGCCUCCCCCGUCCUCAGUUUCUUUCUUUUCUGGGUGAUACUAAUCUUUUCUUUAUAUAAAUGAAAUGUUAGCUAAUCAUCACUUUUUCUGGUUGGCCUUAUGUUGUGGUGUUUUUCUCCAUUUCCAACCGUUCAAAUGGUUGAAUGCAUUUCAGUAUUUCAUUUUGAGUUUAGCAUUGAGCAAUUUCAUCCUGAAGGGGUAAUUUUAACUUGUUAAGACUUGAAACUGAAAGGUAGGACUUAGGUUUGGCUUCCAACAUCAGUGCAAAACCAUCCUUUGUACCCUAAUCAUAGUGCUGGAAAUAAUCCUCCCGUAUAGUAGCUUGUAGAAGUGAAGCAUAACUUUUUAAAAAGAAUAAUGAUAAUUCAUACAGAGAAAUUUCAAGCAAACAGAUUGGCAAUUCUUAAAUACUGUUGCUGGAAAAGAAAAGGAAUAUAAUGAAGAAAAAGGAACAUGCUUCAAUAAGAAAGUAUCAGCUGAAAAAGUUUGUGCUUAAAAAUAAGUAUAAUGCUGGAAGACCUGUUGCCCUUGCAAGUCUGUUUGAAAGUUGUUACAGUAUGCACUUGAUCUAAUAAUGAAUUUAAUUAUGCAUACAAGAACUCCCUAGGUAUCUUUUGAACUUCUUCACAGUUUAUAUGAAUUUUAAUUUAGCAGUCUAUACUAUCUAUACAUUCUAUACUAAGGAAAACUGACAGAAAUACUGUGAGAAUCACAUUUUUUUUAUGCCAAAAGAUUGUCUCUAUUAUACAUUAGGUUUUGGAAAUCUUUUCUACAACAUGGGAUAAACAUUUUUGCGGGCAGAGGGUAUGUGUGAAGCAAAGGGUUCUGGUUUUUGCAGAUGUGAUUCAAAAUUAAACUAAAUUGAAAAAAAAUUAAACUAACUCUCAGUUGUAUUUUCAGAGGGGUAACGUAGCUGUGUUAGCCUGUUGCAACAUUUUGCACCAAUUCAUUGUGCAGCUUGUUUAAAAAAAAUUAAGUGUCAGCAAUUAACUUAUUAGGGAGUUCUUCAGAUAGUUGUAUAGGUUUGUAUUUAGCAUAGCACUGCAUUAGGGUUGCGUCUGCACAAGAAUUUCUGCUUGCAAAGUGGGACUUCCCCCCUCUUCUUCCCCUAUACACUCUCGGCAUUAUUUAGGGGUUCUCCCAACCCUCUGGAACAGAUUUGAGGAGAGCGCACACAGGGGCAGGACUGGAGGGAUGGAAGUCCUGUUGCACAAGCGGAAAUCAGUUUGUGCUAGACAAGCUUCCCUCCAUGAAUUGCAUACGCAACUUGGGAUUUGUUGGGCCUGAGUUUUAAAGGGAAUUACUGUUGAAUUUUGAUGUGUAUUCAGCAUAUUCAGUUACAAGUGGAAGAGCAAAUGCUCCUCUUCAGAACAUAAAUAAUUACAUUAAAUUGAUGCCAACUUCUUGGAAUAUUCUGAAGUGUCCCUUUCAAGAAGAGAUCCUUCAACAAAGGAAGAUUUUCUUUCUUUCUUUCUUUCUUUCUUUCUUUCUUUCUUUCUUUCUUUCCUGCCAUCACUUGAAUUCGUUCUUAAACCUUCCCACACUUGACGUCAUCAAGACGCAAUUAUGAUUGCUAAAAGCAUUUCUUGGUCAGUAAGUGUUGCAGUAAUUGUAAUGUUAGUGCAGAAUAGAGUACAGAUAUAAUGAUUCCUUCAGCAAUUCUUAGAUGCUCCUUAGGAAAAUUAGGAUACAAACACACAUUCUUUUGCUUGAAUAUAAAUAAUAAUUUAACCGGAUUUCCCCUCCCCCCUGAAAAGUCUAAUAGAAUGUGUGUGUACUGAUGUUCUUCAUGCUUUAUAAAACCUGGAGCAAGUAGAACCUGGACCACUAUGGUGCAGUGCCUCAGUUCCAGAUUCCAGCCAGCCAUGCCCUUUUCUGGGAUAUUCCAUACCAUCCCCCUGUCCCCUGCAACAGACAUUUGAUAUUCUGUGGCUACUGAGCAUGCUCAGUCCUCAUUGGCUUGGUUUCAGGUCCUCUCCCUUCCUUAGUAUUCCCUGCCCACCACAUUUUUUACCUACAGACAUUGGGGAUUUGCCCAAGCCUGCUGAUAACUUCCCAUUUUGGUUACAUAAGGUUACGCACUCAUGGAGUGAUUUCCCUGUUGGUAUACAGCAGGUUUCUAAAAGUGGCACUCUACAGACCACUUGGAAAAGUGAGCAUAAUCAACCACCUGCUAAUCACCUGGCACUAGAUAAUUGAAACUUCAACUCAUAGCAGCAAAGGAAAUCUUUUUUCUUUCUUUCCUGCCAUGACUUGAAUUCUUUCUUGAACUUUCCCACACUUGACAUCAUAGGACAUCAAACAUGGAAAAGUGUCCUUGGUUCACUCAAAACAUCCUGGCUGGCCUAAUGAAGCUUGUAAGCCGCAGGCUACCCAUCACUGAUUAAUAUGAUAUUAUAUCAGCAGAUAUAAUGGUGCUCUUUUUGGCUCUCCCUGCACAUUUUCUCUUUUUGAGCAAGCUCUUUCCCCCGACUUAAGGACAAAUUAGUAGUGCAUUUAGCCAAUAUGACCCUAGAUAUUGUAUUACUUCACCUUAUUUAGUCUUGUUUUUUACCUGCAAGUCCAACCUGGUUACUUCAUUCUAGUAAGGCAGCUAUGUGUUCUUUCUUGCAGGCCAGCCCUCCAGACAUCUACAUCGAAAGGUUUAACAUAGCACUUGGACAGUAUAUGGGAGCAUUACAGAGCAUUGUGCCUCUUUUCAUAUAUAUGGUAAGUUUUUAGAAUACUUUUUCAAAUUGUGCAUAGUCUGGAAGGAAGGAACUGAUUAGGUGCGAGGUAUAGCAGUGGUCAGCAAUUAGAUUCUCCUGAAGACUUACAUUGGGAGUUAAGUGGGAUGAUCUCCUGCUAGAAGCACAGAUUUCCUCUCUCUGCUCAUAGAAUAGAAUCAUAGGAUUGUAGAGUUGGAAGGGACCACGAGGAUCAUCUAGUUCAACCCUCUGCAAUGCAGGAAUCUUUCACUCAAAGUGGGGCUCAAACCCACAAACCUGUGAUUCAGAGUCUCAUGCUCUACCAACUGAGCUAUCCCUCAUGGGCUCACUUGGACUUAUUCCACUAGUUUAAUUAAAGCCCAGGCCAUAACAGAACCUGCCUAGUGUGCUGAGGUACUUCUGUGCUGCACUCUUUUAUCCCCCAGCAGCACCUUCUGAAAUUAACCUCUCAGUUAGGAACAGAACCAUCAUAACACGGUGCAUUCUGUUCUCAACCCAAACAUCCUGUCCAGAAGCAUGCCAUGGCUGGUGGUAUUGAAACCCAGCAGCAUUGGUCAAUCUGCAAUGCAACCAUGAGGUUUGGCUCAUACAAGCUGUCUGUACUUGUUUUUUACCCGUUUUCCCCUUGGCUGCUUGGGAGGCGUUAUAAGGGACUGCAGAAAGGUGCAGCAAAGAGGGCAUGCUUGCAUAACUCAGGUUACAGUUAACUUAAUCUCAUCUAAGAGUGCCUGGAGUUGCAUGGCAACCACUCGGGUUGAGUAUGGUUGUACUGCAUCAAGCAUUGCUCAUGAGUGUUCUAAAAUUGGUAUAAGCACUCAUUUGGAAGAAUCAGUUUUGCCAUUAGCUUGUUGUGUUAAGCUUAAGAGUGCAUGUACAUUUAUUUUCUUGCAGAUGGGUUACCAGGCUUUCAUAUUUAUAGACAUUUUGUAUCUUGCAUAAUCUUUCCUGGAUCAGUAAGGUUUGCUUCUUGGUUGUUGUUUUUUUUAACAUAUUCAGACUAUUUAAUUCAAAACAUGCACUUACAUUGCAUAUGUUAAUGUGAUUUAUAUGAGGAAGGGGUAUUAGAUGGGUUCUGCUCUAAAAUGUCUUGCAGCUAAAACACUGCAAACCGAUUUGAGAAAUUUGAUAACUGUGCAUGUCAAGAGAGUUCUGAUCUACUUUGCUGGUCCCAUGCCAAGAAGCAGAAGUUGUAAUGCUUAUUAUUGCAAGAGCACUUCAUUCAUUUAUUGAAUUUUGGCUCUAGCUGUGUUUUUAAUGUACCAAAAUAAGCUUGUAAUUAAAAACAACCCUCUGUCAACACACCAUCUCAAAAAUAGGAUUUGUUUAUGCACAGUUAUGAUUUGGGUUUUGUCAAAACUCUCUUACCCACGUAGAGCCAACUGUUACUAGAUCUCAGAUUUUAAAAAGAAGUGUAUCGGCAGGUCACAGAUAAGAUUUACAAAUAUGUGCCAUAAUUUUAUUGCUUAGUAUUUGUUUGAUUUAAAUGACUGUACUACAGAGACUAUUUAUAACGCUUUGACUUAAGCUCAUGUUAUCUGUAGUCCUAAAAGAACACUGGAACAAUGCAAACUUGUGUUUCAUUAACAGCCUUUAAAGAUACGUAACUUAAAAUCUUUUCAGGUGCUUUUUAUGUUUCUCUCCAGAAAUCUCGGCUGACAAACCAAGCUAAGCUGUUAGAAAACUCUUGGUCCGUGGAGGCCAUUUGUAACUCCCAUGACUGGAUCUAGGCGCAUCUCCAAACUGUCACCAGAAAACUGAUUAGCUGGUAUCCAUGGUACCAUUGCUUUUAGAGAGCAUCCCAUUAGCUAUCCUUCAUAGUAUUGAAUAAUGAUACACACAUUAGGAGGGUUAUAUUAUUUGCCAUGGCAACAACUAAAAUGGAUGUUGUAAAGAUUAUUGUGUUGUCCUUUAAAACUACCUGAGCUGGUCAUUAUGUAGCCUUUCUUUUGUGUUGUAAUAUUUCUUGAUUUGAUUUUUUAAAAUGACUUUUGACUAAAUGAUAAAAAUUCUGAACGGUACUGAAGGGCUUUAGUGUUAUCAGAAUAUGUGCUAGUAGUUCACAAUUGACCUUUUGUGAGGAACGUUUUGAAGUUGUUUUGAAGCAUGUGUCUCUCAAGAGAAAAUGAAGUGCUUGGAGGUGUCCUGUAUUGGCUGAAAUCUCUGGCUGGCAUGUUCAGGUCUGUAGUGAUUCUAAAUGGAGUAUGAAGUGGGCAGUGUGUUAACUGUUGCUUUAGUCAGAUUUAAUGUCUUGGUUCUUGUUUUGCUCUGUCUCUGAAUCAACUGUGUGUUUCUGCUGAAUCCAAUAGACUUCACUCACUUAGAUUCAUAUAAUAAUUUCUGUAUUCUCAUCUCCCAAUGGCACUCAAGCCUGAGGAUCAUUGGAUCUGGACUAUUUUCACACCCUAAUACCACAUCCUGUAGAAUUCUAUCAAAUAUAUUUCAUCUGUACACUUGGAAUGAAUUUCAGGAACCGAAAUGCUUUUUCUGUGCAGCCUGAGCAGGAGCAGUCACCAUUAAGAAAAAGAGGUCGGAAUAGGCCAAUAUAUAUGUGGACUGUCCCUGGAUCAAGUGAUGUUUCUUCUUUAAGUCCUCAGAGUUUUUAACCCAGCUCAAGGUUGUCAUCUGAACUAGCCAGAUGUUUAACAGGCAGUCCAUCAUUUGAAAAAUAAGACUUUCGAGCUGAUUUGCCCCAAAAUGACAAGUAGACAUUCCAUUUUGGUAAAUGUAACCUUGGCUUAAGGAGCCAUUUGGAUGGAGGAUUCAAAACAUGAUGUGUUUUUCUCUUUGCUCUAUGUUAAAAAAUCAUCAUCACCUUAGAAGCCCCAGCACAUUUUGUCUCCUGACAUCUGCUAGGUUGAAUUUGAUAGUGGUAGAAUAUAGUGUGGCAUAAUGGUUAAUGUUGGGCUAUGACCUGGGAGACCAGGAUUUGAAUUCCCACUCAGCCAUGAAGCACACUGGGUGACCUUAGACCAGGCACUGUCUCUCAGUCUUGCCUCAGGGUUGUUGUGAGGAUCAAAUGAGGAGGAGAGCUAUGUGAACCACCUUGAGCUCAUUGGGGGAGAAGGUGGUAUAUAAAUGCAAUUAAAUAAAUAAGUAAUAGUGGGGACAGCUGGGCAGAUCUGGUGUUUGACAGGUAUCAUUAAUAUUCAUUUUAUAUGCUUGCUAUAUGGAGGACCAUAAUGGCAACUGAUGUGUGAUGCUGAAGAACAGCAGUGAUACAAGCAGGAAACGGCUCCUGUAGAAAUAUGUGAUGCCUGCAGUACUGAUAAGCAAGAUAGCUCUACUGUGGUUUUACAUUGAACUGUUUUAUCACUCUGUGAACACUUUCUAUGUACCGUAAUGGGGUAGCAAAAGUUGUUAGAAUCACUUUCAAAGAAAGCUAUGUUUACUUUAUAUCAGGUAUGAGCAACAUGCAGCCAUCAUUUUCAUUUUAAGCACCCCUUGGCCUAAUUUCAUGCAUGUGGCAAACAAGGGAAAAGGGAGUGGCAGAGAGAGAAAGAGAAAAGAAUUCCUAAAUCUUGGGGUGAUCUAGUGGUUUUUAACUUCUGUAGUGUUGAUUUCCUCUCUCCCCUUGAAAUGGGUAUCAUGCAGGAAAGCUGCCUAUAAAUACCUUGUAAUAACAACAAUGGAUAAUAAUAGAAGUUGGGCCACUUGUGUCUCUAGUACAGCCCAUGUCUGCUACCACCAUGUGGUCACCAAUAGUUUAUCCCUGAAUAAAUGCAGUGCUCAAAAGCAACAACAACAAAGGUUCUAAGGAGUGAUGAUGAAUGAUGCUUUUCUGAAGAUUUUCACAGGCCUUUUUUUGUGUUGCUGUAAAUCCAAAACAGUUAACAUGGUUUCUUCUGUUUUGUUUUUCAGAAUAAGUUUUACAUAGAAACCAAGCUUAAUCGAGACUUAAAAAAUGACCUUAUAAAACUGUUUACGGAACAUGUUGCAGAAAAGCACAUUUACAGCCUAAUGCGUAAGUAAAGUUCUUGGGCUUACGUUUUCUAAAAUAUUAAGUUAAUAUUCUUUUGUACUGUGGAGUUACAAAAUGCUGAAGUUUCAGUAUUAAUGGGGAAAUUGAACAGGUAAAAAGUCUAAGACCAAAUAUUAUAUCAAGGAACCUUUAAUAGCUUAUUUCAAAAUAGGCUUUGAAGACCAGAUGAUGGAUGUCAUUUAUUCCUGGCCUGUAUUAGAAAAUGCAGUAUGAUUGAUUAUUUCAAUAAAUACAGCUAUCUGCUGAAGAGGUUUGAAGCAGAUGUCUUUGACAAUAUUAAGUUGUACUAAAAUACAGUCAUAAUGCAUCACUGGGAAAAACUGGCUCCAUCCACAGAUUUUCUGGCUUUUUGUGGUUUUAUUGUGAACAAGCAGCAUGCCAAGUCACUUCCACUGCACUCCAUCCCUGAUAUGAGCAGGAUAUACUAACCAGAAAGCCUAGACUUCCUGUUCCAUCUGAACAGGGGGUUGUGAUUUGUUUCUCCCUAGCAAGCCUUGAUCUUUAGCUAACCUUAAACCAUGGGAGGUGAAGAUUAUUCAUCAAGUUAGUUAAGGAGAAACAAGCCACGAUCCACAGUUUAGAUCUGGGCUUCCGAGUUUGCUUUUCCUGCUCAUGCCUGGAAAGGAGUUCAGUGGGAACAUUGGGAAGCAUACAGUAGCAUGCUGGUCAUUCACAAAAAACCAUUGUAAGCCAGGAAGUCUGCAGCCACACUGUUGAUUUGUUCUUACUACAACAUCCAGCUUUUUGUUACUUUUUUACAAAUCUUUUGCUAUAAAUGGAAACAGUCCUCUUCAGAUGUCAAUGUUGACAUUGGCAAAACAGCAACUAUCUCUGGAUUCGAACCAACCCAGUAAGAAAAUAAGAACACUUCAGUGAUUACUUUGGCCUCCAUUGAAAUCGUUCAUGGAAAUUCUGUUCUUCAGACAUUUUCAUAAACUGUCACCAGGUUUCUGCAUAUAAUGAGCUACAUAUUUCAUUUUUUUGUAUGUGUGGAAGCAUGAAACAUGCAAUUUUCCAUGCCUGUCUUCAGGAGAGCUGCGCCACCUGCUUUUUGUGAACCUAUACAGUCAAACCGCAGUUCCCAAGCGGCUCUGUUUUGGAAUAUUUCGGCUCCCAAAUGCCAAAAUCCCAGAAGUAAAUGCUCCAGUUUUUGAACGUUUUUUGGAAGCCGAACGUCUGACCCGGCUUCCGCUUAAGUGCAGGAAGCUCUUGCAACCAGUUGGAAGCUUUGCCUUGGUUGCUGAAUGUUUCGGUAGCAGAACGGUCUUCCUUAAUGGAUUACAUUCAACAACCGAGGUUUGACUGUAUCGGCUUUGAUUAAGGUAAACUUGUUACUGUCAGUGUAUCAGCCCAACUGAGGUGUAGGUAAGAAUUAUUAGAUACACCCUAAAGUCCCAUAAGUAUUGCAUCUAAAUGCUUUCUGCUAGUAGUUUAAUAGUACUUAUUUAAAAUUCCCUUAUAUCAAAUCAAGGUAAACAACUGAUCAUAGUCAAUAAAAGGAAAUGUCUGUUCUUCACUUCUUACAUCCCAGUCCACAGCUAAUGAACACUCAGCAAUGCCAUUUUGUAGUAUUCUACAUUUUUGCUGUUUAGUGCUUCAGCGUCAGUUCCAUUUACAGUAGUACGUCGGGUUAAGAACUUAAUUCGUUCUGGAGGUCUGUUCUUAACCUAAAAUUGUUCUCAACCUGAGGCACCACUUUAGCUAAUGCUGCUGCUGCGCCGCCACCGCGCAAUUUCUGUUCUCAUCCUGAAGCAAAGUUCUUAACCCGAGGUACUAUUUCUGGGUUAGCGGAGUCUGCAACCUGAAGUGUCUGUAACCCGAGGUACCACUGUACUUGCAACUGUUAAUUUUUCUAAAUCAUUAACGUUAUAAUUUUAGUGAGACUGACUCAUGUGUCUGACAUAUGAAUGAACUGGCAGCAGUUUUUUAUUUAGGUGUAAAGGUCAAGGCAUUUAGAUGUAAAGGCAUUGUUAAAAGUCAAGAAGUAAUUUCCUGCGCUGCUAUUGGGUGUAAUCAAUAGACAUUAAAAGGCUGAGUCACCUCAGUAACUACAAGGGAUUUCUUGGAACCAUCAAAAGGUUGACGUGCUAGGUUUUCUAGUAUGGAGAAAAGACAACCAAAACACGAUAGCAGUCUAUAAAUGUAUGUCUGGUGUGGAGAAAGUGCAUGGGCCUGAAGGAGCGUCUCCACCCCCAUCAUUCUGCCCGGACACUGAGAUCCAGUGCCGAGGGCUUUCUGGCGGUUCUCUUGCUGCGAGAAGCCAAGUUACAGGGAACCAGGCAGAGGGCCUUCUCGGUAGUGGCACCCGCCCUGUGGAACGCCCUCCCAGCAGAUGUCAAAGAGAAAAACAACUACCAGACUUUUAGAAGACAUCUGAAGGCAGCCCUGUUUAGGGAAGCUUUUAAUGUUUAACAGACUAUUGUAUUUUAAUAUUUUGUUGGAAGCUGCCCAGAGUGGCUAAGAGGCUUAAAAUGUUUUCUUAUCUUGGGAAGUUUUAACAGGCUUUAAAGUUCUUACUGUGUCAUGUGGGGGUAUCAAUAGAUAUUGGAAGGAUCCAGUAUUUUCAUACUGUUGUUAAGAAAGAUGGUAAAGGCAGUUGUCUCUAUAUUCAGAAAAGGUUGUUGGAAAAUGUUAGAAUAUUCCUCAUUUCUGAAUUGAUAAUAUUCUGAAUUGAUAAUAUUCUGAACUGAUAAUAUUAGAAUAUUCCUCAUUUGCAAUUGAUAAUAUGGUUCAUUCAGUUUUGUCUUCUGAAAAGGUUAUUUGGAUGCCACCAUUACCUGCUUAAUUGGCAUACAAUUAAUGUUUAAGUGAGUUUCUUUUAUCAUUUCAGCUUUACUCCUAGAAGCUCAGACCACGCCUUUUUGGAUAGACCCUUCCACUAUGGCAAACAUUGUCAAAGGAUUGUAUAUGCUUAGGCCAGGUAAAUUACUAUUGUUAUUUUUAUUAUUAUUUUAAAUACUCUUUAUUGAUUUUGCACAUUGUUUAGAAAACAAUAAAACAAUGGGGGAGAAAUGGUGAUCACAUUUUGAUGGAUAGUAGAUAUAAAGAAUAUUGAUACGUAGUGUAUCUUAUGCUUCACAGAAGAAAUACAAACAUAGGAAAUGAGCUAAAUCAUUUUUCUUUUGAAUAGUCUAUAAUUUACAGGCCUGAUGUCCCUGGAAAAUCAAGCAGCAAGUUCCUUUGUCUCCAUGGUGCUGAUAAUGCCAUGGUUGAAGGUUUGGUCCCUGGAUGGGAUAGCUGCAUUUUUCUGCAUAGCAGGGGGUUGGACUAGAUGAUCCUCAGGGUCCCUUCCAACAGUUCCAUGAUUUUGUGACUUCUGCCCUGUUGACAUGGCCUGGCUUAUGUAUGCAUGGCAAAAAAUGAAAGGGCUUGGCUUUGAAGCCUUCAAGAGCGGUAUAUUUUAGGCAAGUCUCAAUAACCAGAUCAACAAGAAGGCGUAUCUCUCUCUCUCUCUCUCUCUCUCUCUCUCUCUCUCUGUGUGUGUGUGUGUGUGUGUGUGUUAUAGUCCUUUCUUAUAAUCUAUUUUGGCCAGAUUGUGGACUUGGAGGUGAAGUCCUAGAUCAGAGCCAUUAAUGUCAAGGUGUGUAGUUAAACUGUGUGGCACAUGGGAAAUUGGAUGCAUUUGUGGUACGUUUGUGGUUAUGAUUGCUGUCGAAACACUGGGAACACCUACUCCACCAGGCUGCUCCCUGACAGAUAUCUUUCUCUUCUACAGCUAAGCAAUCUGAUGCCUUGUACAUGCAUUUAGCAUGCAGCAAGAUAAUAUUUAAUCCUUUCAUAGAAUCAUAGAGUUGUAGACUUGGAAGGGACCCUGAGGAUCAUUUUGUCCAGCCCACUGCAGUGCAAGGAAAUACAGCUGCCUCAUACUGGGAUUGAACCUGCAAUCUUGCCAUUAUCAGCACCAUGCUCUAACCAACUGAGCUAUCCUUUCUAUGUCGUGUGAAAGCUCAGUGCUAGGAUGUUACAGGCCUGCCAUAUGAAUUAAUGUGUGUGCGUGCGAGUGAUUUUGUUUCAUUCACUAUUACUUUCCAUUUCUACACAGAAUGGGUUCAGAUGGCACCAGCUUUAUUUUCUAAAUUUAUUCCAAACAUCCUCCCUCCUGCUGUAGAAUCUGAGCUUGAGGAAUAUGCUGCUCAAGACCAGAAACUCCAACAAGAACUUAUUCAGGAAGGAUUUUCCAGGUAAUAACCCUGGCAUUUAAAAAUUAGUACCCAGUUUUUUUCAGCAAGUGUCUCAAAUUGAUGUUGUUGGGGUUUGGGAGUGGGGUCAGUCAUGGCUAUGACUAUGAGCUGAAAUAAAAGUGCAGCCACAGUCAGAAUAAUUGCUGCCAGCAGUCCUUGUACUUGCCCAGAAAAGUCAGAACAGCUUGUGUGUAAAGCAAACAUUUUAUGAACUGCCCUGAGAGUAGAGUUUAAAGUGCAGUAAUAACAACUGAUUCCCUACCCCUGUACUGUCUGUUUGUUGUAAAUGUUUUGCGGAAGGAGCACGUGUUUCUUUGUACUCUUCCUUGGUGUUUCCAUUGACCAUGGAGAAUGUGUUCACUGAGGAGCUAUCAGGGAUAGGGACAGUUUUCAAGGACUGCGAACAGGACAAAACAAAGACAUUGCCUUUUGAACAACUGCUACAAAAGCACCCAAAGCUGUCUGCUUAAAGCCACAUGAUAGCCUUGAUAAACCAGCUACCAGAGUUUUGAAUGUUGUGAUGGCGGAGUGGAUGGGAAUUCUUACUGUUCUGCUUUGUUUGUUGUUAUAUGUCCUUCUUAUGUAUAUGUGUGCACACUUUCAGCUUUUGCCAGGAAAAGCAGGAGUUCUCUCAACACUCUCCUUAAAAGGUUGUACAGUGGUACCUCUGGUUACGUACUUAAUUCGUUCCGGAGGUCCGUUCUUAACCUGAAACUGUUCUUAACCUGAAGCACCACUUUAGUUAAUGGUGCUUCCUGCUUCUGCCGCGCCGCCGCCGAGCGAGUUCUGUUCCCAUCCUGAAGCAAAGUUCUUAACCCGAGGUAUUAUUUCUGGGUUAGCGGAGUCUGUAACCUGAAGCGUAUGUAACCCGAGGUACCACUGUACUUGAAUCCAUGCAGAAUGGCUGUAGGUUUCUUGUGCAGUUACACCUAAUCACUUUAGCCUGGAAAUCUGAUCAAGUGCUUGUUUUAUUUUCAUUUUGAAUUUUAAACUGCUGUUCCCCAGUGACUCUGGGUAAAUUUAGCCUUGGGACUGAUAUUUAGCACUAGCAAUGUUCCAGGAGAAUAAGUUAUCUGUAGUGCUAGAGGUCACUUACAAUACAAAAUAGCUUAGCUAUGAGUCAUACAUACGUUGGAGGAAUGUUAACUCUUCUAUUUUGUUCACUAAAUGGAACAAUGUUGGCUUGGAAGCAUUUCUUUCAGUAGCUUAUCAGUGUGGUUUCCAAGAUGCUCAGUUCAAACCCCUUUGGAGAAAUAGUAAAUUUGAGAAAUUUCAUCAAAACACUAACUAGUCUGAUGGCUGAGGCACAAAUGCCAAAUGAAACUCCCCAUGUUAGUAAUUGUUGCCCUUUCCCAGUUUCUAAAUAAGCUGCUUAAAUAAAGCUGCUUUCCUGUGACUAAUGGCAGGGUUGCUCCUUGUGUCUCAGAUCUUUUAGGUAAAAUUAGAUGGCUCAUUAAAUAAAUGUAUGUUUGCUAACAUGCUUGGUUAUUAUAAUUAUUUUUUUAAGAUAGCCCAUUCUGGGCUGUUAGCAGCAUGGAUGGGAAAGGGUUAUGGCAUCCUAAUGAAAACAGCCCCUCAUUGAAGUUGCUGUUCACCUCCAAAAGGAAGUUGUCAUAGGUGUCAAUCUCAUGUUAUGUUUUUGGGUAGGAUAGCUACUUCUGCAUGGUUGGAUCCGUCCCUGUAACAUUUAGAAAGGUGGCCAUUGUGUUGGAUAGGUAGAUUAUGUGUCUGCUUCACAUGCCAGUGUUACUAACCACAGAGCGGUAUGCUGCCAGCAUGGGAAGUAAGCACAUCAUUUGCUUAUCCUCUGCAGCUGCUCAUUUCAAAUAACUGCUGGUGUUGAAUAAGACCAUACAGAAAUAAAACCCUGACACACGGGUAAUUCAAAACUUGGCCCUAAAUAUUAGGGAUAAUACUUGUCGGGCAGAAUAAAUUGAUUCUGGUACAUUCUGUUCCUUCUGUUAUUGUUGCUCUUCUGGCAUACAUAAAUAUUAUAUUUUAUUUGUAUUGUUUUUGAACUCUAUGUUGAUGUCAUGCUUCAUGCUGACUUUCUAUAAUUCCUUCCAUUGCUACCUUUUUUUUUUUUUAGAGGUGACCAGUCACGUAAAAGAGCUGGAGAAGAAUUAACCUACAGUAAGUAAUUUAGAUUACCAUUAUAAAUUAUUUGAUUAACAACAGACGCUUCGUUUGAGACAGUGAAGCAAACAACUCCUUCUCACCAACAGUUGCAAAGUUAAGUUCCUGUGUAUGGCAACUUGCAACACGGGUCAAAGAGAAGGUGCCAGGGUGCAGAAGGUUUGGAAUGUAACCUUGAGGAGUAAGAAAAACUGGCUCUCUGUAGUUCCACUUCCCUCUACAUCAGGCAUAGGCAAACUCGGCCCUCCAGAUGUUUUGGGACUACAACUCCCAUCAUCCCUAGCUAACAGGACCAGUGGUCAGGGAUGAUGGGAAUUGUAGUCUCAAAAACAUCUGGAGGGCCGAGUUUGCCUAUGCCUGCUCUACAUCUCUAAAAUAUUGGUAAUAAUAAAGUUUGUACAGAUGAGCAAAAAAAGAUUCAAGAAGUUGUAAAUAUAGUAUUGGAUCACUGAAGUGUGUGUGUGUGUGUGUGUGUGUGUGUGUGUGUAGGUUAACUUUACCUUCAGCAUGAUAUUGAAUGGAUACUACUUGAAUUGGCAGGAUCAGAAAUACCCAGGCCUUAUCUUGCAGGUCCGUUCUGCAGAACAGUGUCGUUCUGCAGUCCUUGGUGCUCCAAACUGAUGAAACUACUGUAUCGUGUUGUAUAAUAUGGUGGUGUUUAGGGCUUUAUGGCUUAACAGCCAUCUAUGUACUUUUCCGGCAUAUGGAAAGAUGUCCUUUAAGUUUCUUAGGGUAUUUGUACGCAUAGAAGAAUGGGUGGGAUGCUUGUCUUUUGAGAUAAUGGAUCAGGUGGGAGGGCACCAGCAAAGAUGCUACCUUGAAUCAUUUUUCUCUUUAAACUUGUUUUUUUAUUUUUACUGUUUUAGAUGGUUCCGCUUCGUGUGCAAGCUCAAGAGGAUGCAGAUAGUGACUGCAACAAGUAUUUUAUUCUCAAUAGGAGCGGACACUGGAGUGACAUUGGAAGGGAGGGUAUCCAGAAGCCCCGUUGGGCUCUACUGAUACUCAGGUUCUUUGAUGCAAGCUAUACCUACAAGAGGAGUUUGGACAUAUUUCUUGCCAUGUAAUAAAAUAUCUGUUUGCUGCUAUUUGGGGGCUAACUUGGAACAAUGUGACCAGUCUUGACAAGUUCUUCUUGAGCAAUCCUGUGAGGAGCAGACCUUCUUGUUUCUGUUUUAAAAAGACCAGUGCAUACUAAAACAUGGUAGCCAAAAAAAAAAAAAAAGCAGCUUCCUCUGAAAGAAACUUUGCACUUUCUAAAUGUGUGGACAUUGCUGAGCUUGUGCCCAUUAGGUUUUGUCUGAAAUGUUUUGCUUAGAAAGAAUAAAAAUCGAUCACUUGGGAGUAUUUCUUUUGUUCCACAAAAAGUUUGCAUCCUAGAGUCAGUCUUACGUUAUUGGCUCUUGACAUUCCAGAUCUAUAUAGUUCACCUAUUCAGCCCCCUUCCCCCUAUCCCCCCCCUUUGAUAUCCAUUAAUAGGUCCUUCUGUGCCCUCCGUCUCCUUGCUUUCAGCUUGGGUGCUUUGCAGCUUUGUCUCUCUUAAGCUGUGAUUUGAUUAAACAUGCUGCAAAUUUGCAAGAUUUUCUUGCAACCUAUCACUUAGGAAAACAAGAGUGAACGAAAAUUGUAAUUAUGUUCUCUGUUUCCUUCCACAUGAGAAGUAUUAAUUCAAGUCUCAGCAUUUAUUGUAUUUUGUUGUUGGCUUCAGUAAUGAUUGCAAAAGCUUAAACCCCAGAUAGAAAGCGGUUCCCACAUGUGAUUUCAAUUCAGAGUUGAAACGCUGGUGCAUACAGAUAGAAGGAUUUGACAAGACAUUGUGGGUCAGGUUAUUGGCUCACAUCUACCGUGUUGGACUGUGACAGUACAGAUAGAUUUUUCUUUAUGGUUUUAAGUAAUCUGUUUGUUUGAUUACCUUGUUAUUGGACUGCUAUAAUAGAUUUAAAGAACGUAGCUGAAACUUUGCUUGUAGCUUACCUCUGGGUAGCAAGGUAAGGUAAAGGUAAAGGUACCCCUGCCCGUACGGGCCAGUCUUGCCAGACUCUAGGGUUGUGCGCUCAUCUCACUCUAUAGGCCGCGGGGAUUCGAACCGCCGACCAUGCGAUCGGCAAGUCCUAGGCGCUGAGGUUUUACCCACAGCGCCACCCGCGUCCCAAUAGGGUAGCAAGGUACUCUAGGUCAAGUUUACACACCCAUGAAAAGCUUGUACCCUUUUCAGAAGGUAAGUGAAUUGUGUACUUGAUUUGCACGUAAAGGAUUUUUUUCCUCUUGUUAAAGCUUGAACGUCCUGCAAUAGAUUGCACUGCAUUGUGGGUAUGAAUAUAUAUGCAGCAAUCUGUACCUCAUAUGGGAUGAAUUUGGAUCCCUGUAUUCUACUUCUGGUCCCAGAUCAGAGGCAAGUCACAAGGUGCUGUCCUGCCCACCCCGUGUUCUCUAUGAAGAAGCACCAUGCAUGCAUAGAGAACUAAGGGAUCCCCUGUGUCUUAUGUGUGGUAACCAGCUAGGUCAUACUCAGAGUAGAUCUAUAGAGCAGACUUGUUAGUCAUGACUAAAGUCCAUUGAUUUCAUCAGGUCCCUUCUGGGUAGGAUUUAGUUGGAUAUCACACAAUGAGGAGGUUUUUUAAUAGAAAGAGUAGGUCGUUCUCUGCAAUAAAAGGUAAGUGCAGAUAUCGAUUGCCACUGAGACAGCAAAGCCAAACUGGAUGCAGUUGUUCUGAGAAGUUAGUGCUCAGGGGAAGUUCAUUGUGAAUGAACCUUUAAUAUAAGUGUUGUGCCCGUGGAAGGCCAUGGAGUGAAAGCAUUUUGCAUUUCCAGAAGUAAUAAAUGGCAGCUCUCUUUAUUAGUAAAAAAAUAAUCUUAUUACAUGCCUUCCCCACUUUUGUGCACUGGUCACACUGGGCUUAUCUGGUGCACAGAGUGUCCUGCACAGUUUUGAAAUCUCAUUGGGUAGGACUCUUGAGAGAUAUGCUUGUCCAUUAUAGUGUGAGAGCAUUAUCUUAAAUAGCAAAAUGGUACUUGGAAAAAGUGUUGGUUUGUUUUAAAAAGAACAAAACCCUUGCAAUAUCAACAAAUCUUUUAGACCUGAUGGGAAAACUGGGCUCUUAGUUAAUGGUCAAAAAUUAUGCAUCACUUCAAAGAAACCAUGACAGUAGAUAUGGCAAGAAAAUUCCUUUCUACUUUUACAUAGGCUGUCCUCCGUUCUUUUGAUAUUCAAAUGAAAGACACUAGGAAAUUACAGAUUGUUAAUUUUUGAAAUGUUUUAAAAAUUAAUCCCUUGCAUGUUCUUGGUUUGUUCAGUAUUUUUCUUCGAAACAAUUAAUUAGAUGAAAAGUACUAAGUGAGAGGCAGGUAUAAUUUUGUUAGAGCAGAUUCUGCUGUGGAAUGUUUUCCAUUAGAAACAAUGGACUACCUAGGACCUUUACCAGUGUAACAUUUUUUGUGGUUUCAUCUCCAGCAAAUUGAUACCAUGAGCAGUAUAUUGUGACAUCCCACUCAGUGUCCAUAAGUUUGCACGCUGAGCUCCCAGUCAUUGAAUGUGAUGAGCAAGUACAUAGUCAUGCCACUAGAAUUACAUUAGCCCAGUUGGCAUCUGUUCCAGGUUGGCACCCCACCCACCAGACCUCAGUUGCCCUCAAGGACAGAGUUCACAUAAGGCCUGGUGUUGAAAAGUUCGGGGGGGGGGUAUCUUUUGUAGGGAGGUCAUAUAUAUCCAAUACUGUAUUUAAUGCAGAAUGUAUCUGUACAAAUGCCACUCACACCAGUUGACUGAGUAUAUCUUUGGAUAUGGAAAAUGGGAGUGUGCAGAAUGUAUGCACAACUUAGUAGUUUUAGUAACCAAACAAAAACAGAUUGAAGAAAAUAAAAUCAGCAUCCCUGAUAUAAAAGCUACUUGCUUCCACAGUUAUGAAAAUAAUUUUUAUGAUUUAUUUAUUUUUAAGGAUGGGUACUUUGCUACAUCCAGGUGAUUCCUAUUGUUGCAGCAUUCUCCUCAGAAUCCUCCCAUUCAGGCUUUAGUUGUGUGGCAGAAGAUGGCAGAGCUACAACUGCUAGAGCAGGAGUGAGGAUCAUCACCUGUAGUCUGAACAGCAUCUGGAGGGUUAUAGGUUCCUCAUCCCUGCUCUGGUUAGUGAAUGAGGACUGGAGCCAAGCAUAUGGGACACCAUGCCUACAGUCAUUCCAUGGCACUGGGUCUUCUCUAAAAGAUGGAAACCUAAGAGUUGUAUCCAUUGAAGUCAUCUCAUUAAUGCAAGGUUUUCCACAGUGGGACUUCCUUCCUUUCCCUUCUCCCCUCCAAAUCUGUUCUGGCUUUCCCCUCCAACCCUCCAGAAGAGAUUUGAGGGGCACCAAGGAGAGAGACAGGAAGUUUCAUUGCACAGGUGGAAGUCCUUGUGCUCAUGGGGCAACUUAGUUGGGUGCAACCCAUAUUGUUCUGCCCUCCCCAGUUAAUGUCGCCACUGCACUACAGAUCACCCUGGUAAAGCACUACAUCGCUUAGUAUAACCCAUCAUAUACUUCCUACCAAUGGUCCUCUGCCGUUUGGUCCACUUUAUCUUCAUUUAGAGUGGUCAGAGGUAAAGUAAUCUGAGGGAUAGCCAUCUGAAGCACGUGAAAUAUUUGGUACCACUGAAAGGGUGGGAGGUUGACGAUCAUGCCUGGGAUUUGUGGUUCUUGUUUAACCAGAAAGGCCAUGUAGUUAAUCUUCCACCUUUCUGCCAUUUUGCUUUGACCAAUGAGAUAUACCCCUACAAUAAGGAAACAUAAGCAGAAAGUAUUCAUGGUGACUUAUACCAUUGCCAUGGAAUUCCCUUCAUUUGGAGUGUUGGUACUGUUUGAGACUGAAUAUAUUCCGCAUAGUCUAUGUUACUACGGAUUAGAAUGGGAUUCUCAUUUGAUAUUUUGUUGUUGGCAGAACUAGAGCUACCAGAAUCAAGCGGAUGAGAAUGUUAAUAUAAAACACCCUUUUGAUUUCCAAGAGUGCAGGUUUAUUAUGUAUGUUGGGCUGCUUUUUUUUUUUUUUAACUCGUAUCUAAUUUGUGAUUUGUAAAUAACCUGUAGAAUGCAACUUUUGUUUCAGGUUAUAUAAUUUUAUUUGUGUCAUUGAAUGUUGAGUCUUAGGACAUUACCUUUUUGAAACCAGUCCUUCUUUAAAAGUUAGGACAAAGCCUUCCUCUAAUGUCAAUAUUCUACACAUUCUUGGGGAAAAAAUGUUUUAGCCCUAUGUAGCAUCUUGCCUGACUAGGAUACUGAAAACUUUUUGUAAAAAUAAAAAAAAUGUUGUGUUAUGUUGUAAAUUAGUAUUAAGAUUUCUGUAUGUUUUGGCAUCUAAUGCUGAAAUCAUUUGUUUCCUUAUCUUCAAAGGGUUUUAUCUUUGUGAGCUGAGCAUGAAAGAACACAACAAAACAUAUGAAACAAUGGUUACUCUGUAGACAUUUUUCUUGGUCAGUCAGUGUGUCAGGUCUCUAAAGCCAUGACUUAACCAAAGCAGCAUGGUCUUAGCUAUGGUGCUUCUGUGAAUCAGACAACUUGCCACACGUGUGUGUGUGUGUGUGUGUUUUGUUUCCCCCCUCAAAUGAGACCUAAAUAGCAAAAUUUUAUGCAUCAGGUGUCAUCUUAUAUAUCAGAAUUGUUUCUUGGGAAAUUUGCUCUAUUAAAAUAUUUUUAGACAAAC
Podarcis lilfordi (Lilford's wall lizard) is the source of this 37124-nucleotide messenger RNA. The record is from the annotation of a GenBank genome assembly. NCBI's taxonomy places the organism in Eukaryota, Metazoa, Chordata, Lepidosauria, Squamata, Lacertidae.